CCAGCUCCGCCGCGGCCGCGGGCAGCAGGCUGUAUCAGAUUCUCAAGACCAAAGCUACCAAGUGCUUCCAGAAAAUGGCAGGGAGAAAAGUCCUGAUAGUCUAUGCACAUCAAGAGCCCAAGUCCUUGAACGGAUCUUUGAAGAGAGUUGCUGUGGAAGAAUUGAGCAAGCAGGGCUGCAGUGUCACGGUGUCUGAUUUAUAUGCAAUGCAGUUUGAGCCAAGAGCAACAAGAAAUGACAUUGUUGGUUGCUUGCACAACUCAGAAGAGUUCAAUUAUGGUGUGGAGACAUGGGAAGCUUACAAGAGAGGAGGUUUGUCCAACGAUCUGAUUGAAGAGCAAAAGAAGGUGCAGGAAGCAGACUUACUGAUUUUUCAGUUUCCCUUGUAUUGGUUCAGCAUGCCAGCCAUCAUGAAGGGCUGGAUGGACAGAGUCUUGGUGCAAGGAUUUGCUCACGAAUUUCCAAACUGUUAUGAUUCCGGUUUGCUCAAGAACAAAUUAGCCCUGUUUUCUUUCACCACUGGAGGAAGCAAAGAGAUGUAUGCAAAAGGAGGUAUCAGUGGUGAUAUUCGCUAUAUCCUGUGGCCCAUGCAGCAUGGAAUCAUGCACUUUUGUGGUGUCAAAGUCCUUGCACCUCACAUCUGUUUUGCUCCGGAGUAUGUCUCUGAGGAGAAGAGGAAGGAGAUGCUGAUUGCCUGGGCCCAGCGUCUGAAGACUCUUUGGAAGGAAGAACCCAUAAGCUGCUCUCCUGAGUGGUAUUUCAAGGAAUAUGCUGCCCAUACUCAACCUUGUUAUGGCCAAUGCUGUUCUUUUAAAUGAGAGCUCUACACUUGUGCCUUUGAGCUAUGAAGCCAGAUCAUGAAUAAUGCAAAAGGAUGUACAGUUGCACAGUGACUUAGACAGCUAGAAAGCCUUGUGGACAGCCUUAGGUUUUUCCACAUAUUUACAAAGCAAGAUUAAAGCUAUGGGAGAUACCUGAAAAGGAAAAAACCAAAUACAAGUACCAUAUAGCAGUAUGUGCAUGUAUUGCCUUUCUUUAUAGAAUGUAGCUCCCAUUUGUAAAAGCAUGUAGUUUCCUAAAAUCAAAGGCAGUCUUCUAUUUUUGUUACCCUAAGUAGAAACAAAAAGGAAUCCUGUCUGUUCACUGCCCCUUUACACCAGUCAGUAUUGCUGUUUGGGUCUGGAGGGCUGGGUGCAUCCCCUCCGGCAUCAGUGUAGAUGGGCUUCCUUGGAGAUCUCCAGCACUGGCAGCUGGCAAGGCAGAACGCCUACCCGAAAACCUGCAGGAGCACUGUCUGUUUACGAGCCAGGAUCUACUGGGACAAAAUGACUGUCUAGCUCUUAACAUCCAUGAUUUUUACCUUGAACUUUAGCAGGAUUAUUUUUGUGCUUGAGAGCUGUUAACCCUUUUUGUGCAUAUGGCAAAGGGUGGGUUUCUUGCUUAGCUGCACAAUUUCUUGCUUUGAUCAGCUUACCUAACAGCUGGCUUUGCACUUCGAUAUUAAAAGAAUGUGGCCUGAAUAAGAAACGGUCUUCUGAAUCACUG
Molecule: messenger RNA, 1545 nt
Organism: Gavia stellata (red-throated loon)
Lineage: Eukaryota; Metazoa; Chordata; Aves; Gaviiformes; Gaviidae
Gene: NQO2
Product: N-ribosyldihydronicotinamide:quinone dehydrogenase 2
Exons: 8
Coding region: 75-818 (247 amino acids)
Cellular component (GO): cytosol
Molecular function (GO): NAD(P)H dehydrogenase (quinone) activity
Source: RefSeq, a predicted model, not a curated record